Klebsormidium nitens is the source of this 1649-nucleotide messenger RNA. The record is from the annotation of a GenBank genome assembly. NCBI's taxonomy places the organism in Eukaryota, Viridiplantae, Streptophyta, Klebsormidiophyceae, Klebsormidiales, Klebsormidiaceae.
UGACUGAGCUGCUGAGUAGCAUUUUGGUGUCCAUCGCGAAAUCUGUAAAGCCUAAAGGCGCCGCCCAUGGCGGCUUGUGUUGGCUGCUCUUCAGACUCUGUUUGAUUGGGAUGAAAGAUCCUGCGUUAGCGACACCCCCCCUUCAUCUUCUGUAAGAAAUUGUGGAGGUGGCGUGCGAUUGGGGCUUACUAUCGUAGAAACGAGCGUUUGUCUGAUACAAGUUCAAGCUGCACAAGAUCCUGCGGGCAUGGGACUGGCUGAAGACGGUGUAGGCAUGGAAUCCGGACAAGGCUCACCCGCAGAAGAACAAGGUUUUCUGGAGCGCUGUGUGCUUGUUGUCCUGGGCGUCUCCAGUGCUUUGCUUGUUCAAGUCAGGCGUGCGCCAGGAGUGGGCCCUGUUGUUGCAAAUGUUGAGGAUGCUCUGCUUCCUUAUGCGGCAUCAGCUGAGGAGCAUUUGAAACAGCAUGGCAAGCCGCUUCUGACUUUUGGGGAUAAGCAGCUUCAUAACCUCUACACGCUCGUCAGAUCUGCUUUCCCGGUUGUUUCGCCCGUCCUGGAGACCGCCUCCUCUGUGUCCGAUUCUGCCCUCUCCGUCAUGUCUGACGCUGCCGCUUCGGCAAAGUCGAGGGGUUUCAUUGCAACUGGGGUGACUCUGUACGACCAAUACAAGCCAGCAGCUACGCGGAGAGGCGAGGCUGCAGCGCAGUACUUGGAACGUUUUCCUGUCGUGGCGACCGCGGUGCCUUUGAUGAGGUGUGUCGGAGCAAAGGUCAGUGGGGUGAUAGACUGGGCUGUUGACACCGGUCGACCCAAGCAGGACUCUGACCAGUCCGACACCCCUUCUGAGACUCCAAAAGCAGAAGACAAUAUCGGGGAAGAGGUGGCACCGGCGGAGAAGACUGAGGUGGCCACCGCUGUGCCGGAGAUAACGGACAAGGACGUGGGAAUGGUCGACGAGGACAAGUCGACGGCGCAUGAAAGCAGUCCGAAGGGAAGCGUUCCAGGAGCUAAAGAGCUCGACGAUGUCGUCCCUGUCGAGUCUCUCUUUGAAAGCUGGACAACUGGAACGCGGUCAAGGAGAGGCAGCGUGGUCGGGACUGCUGUCAAGUGAGCGUCAUGCUGCAAGUAAUGUGUACAUUGUGUUGAUACAUGAAGGAACGUGCGUCAAAAUGUUUAGGGGCUGGUUCAUUGGUCAAAUGGAAAGAGUUUUACUAUGGCCAGAAACGGACGCGCUGCCGCUCGCAGCUAUUGGAUACUAUAGCAGAUUAAGCUUAGUGCUGGUCCAAAUGGCGAAGUUCGCCGAAGAGAAUAUUGCCAUUUUUACGUCUUGUAUUAGCGAGCUGGUUUGGGGUUCGUGUCUUUCUCAGGGGUGUACGGAGCUGGCAAAAGCUCAUUCCACGGAGUAGUUUCUACAUCAUUCUUGGAUAUUCAAUUCUGUAGAUUCAGCAUAGGUUAGGGCAGGUCUUAGAAAAUAACAAUACAUAGUACUCUGUUGAAGGACGUUUCUGAAGGCGGCGUAUGAUACUGUAAAGUACCUUGAAGUUGCAAGUUAUGUAUAUCGGGUUUGGCCCCAGAUCAAAUAUCCAUGGCCUGCUUGGCAGUAGAAAAUGUGGAGUUUGAUUGUUUUAACAUGCAAUUCAUGGCACGAC